This is a messenger RNA of Notolabrus celidotus (New Zealand spotty), 3322 nucleotides long. RefSeq lists its product as uncharacterized. The transcript has 4 exons. The coding region runs from base 123 to 1553 and encodes 476 amino acids. Lineage: Eukaryota; Metazoa; Chordata; Actinopteri; Labriformes; Labridae. The record is from RefSeq and is a predicted model, not a curated record.
CGGCUCACUCACCUUCCUCAGUCCCACGAGAGGAGGAAGAUGGAUAAUUGAGAGAGCACGGAGAAUAAAAGAGUGGUAAAAAGCAGUUAUCGCCCCUAACUUUGGACGAGUAAGGCCCUAAGAUGCCUAAAAGUGAUACCUGGCCAGGUGGCGUUGGAUUAGAGAAGAUGACUAGCAUGGACAGUGCUGGAAGCUGUGACAGCGUCGUCAGCGCCAACUCUGGCUAUAGUGAUGACAGCAUGGAGCACCUGUCUGCUGAAGAGAAGGCCUGCCUCAUGUUUUUGGAGGAGACCAUUGAGUCUUUGGACACCGAGGAGGAUAGUGGACUGUCCAAUGAUGAGCCUGACCAACUGCCCAGUCCUGGCAACCUCGCUACCAAACUGGCCGACCUUUCAGCUUCCAUGAACAAAAGCAAGCUUACCAAUUCACCUAAACACACCUCCGCAGACCCCAUGAUGGGAAAUGGUGACGUCAAGAUGAUGCAAAGCUACCUUGUUCCCACACCUCUCGUUAUGGCCAGCAGCUCUCCGUGUCCUGAGCACCGUGCUAAUCCAGGUGUCCCCACUGACAGAAACGUCACCUCUAAAUCUCACGUCACACCUUCAAGCAAAGAACUUGGUCACAAGCACAACCAGAAACCUGUUCCUCCACAAGUACCUUUGGAGGUUAAUGUUGUGAUAUCUCCUCCCAACAAGCCCAGGGACUGCCCAGUUAAGACGCCUGAAGCUCCUUUAAACCGAGGCCCUCUGUCCUACGAGGCGCUUUUUUACCUUCGAAGGAGCGCCUCAACAAAGAAGACACCUUUAUGUCCCACGAUUGAUCAUACUAUCGAAUCAGACAAGCGACGCCCUAUCACAGUGGACGACCAAAACCAUGGCAAUCCUCCAAAGUCUGUCAGAUUCCACCCUGAUGUCCCCAUCCCUAAGGCGAGCCCUCCAGUGGUGGCCCCCAAACCCAAGAAGAUUCCCGUCAACAUAUGUGCAAAAACCCAGAAACAAGACUCCAUAAAAGACUCUUUAUACAACAUCAAGCAUGCAACAGAUCCGAAGGUGGUGAGGAUGGAAGCUUUGCAGAAACUAGGCCUACUUAAGGACGAAGAGCAAGAAAAUGCAACUCUGGCACUCCCUAACUAUUACUCUUCUAUGGACCACACAUGUAACGGAUUUACAGAAGGUCCAUCCCCAUCAAGGAACCCGUCGUUCUCUCAUUCUCAAGUCCGUGUAGAGCCCAAGACUAAGCCUCUACAGAGUAGUGCCAGUUUCCAUCACUACUCCAGAAGUGAACAACAGCCUGUGUUUGUCUCAAAUCCAACUCAAUCCAAUGGAGUGGGGUCAGCUAGUCUGGUGCGCUCUAAUACCCUGGGCAACCACAGGAACGGUGGAAACUGUCCUGAACUGCAACACAACACAACCAAGAAGCCUGUGAACACUGCUGCAGUCCAGCAAGGGCCCAACAAAUCCUCCAGCACGGUCCCGUACACAGUGAUGAUGGUGCCUGGGAUGGGAGCUGAUCGAAGGGAAGCACUAAGAAAGCUUGGACUGCUCAAAAUCUAAAACAGAUAAACAGCAGAAGUCCGCCAGCUCAGAAGGAGCUUAAGAAUGCCGUCAGAUUAAGCGUCAGGGCAUUAAGGGGGAACUUGGCACUCUGCACCUUGGUAAACAGAAGUAGAAGACAAUGAUGAUGGGCCAUACCAGCACUUGUAAUAUAGGUCGAGGUUACCUGCUUACAUCAGGGCAUGUUUUCAAACCAAAGCUGACUCUAGGACUCUGACUGGCACUUUACACAUUUAAACCUCCACACAUUAAACAAAGAUGGUAUCUGAAUUUAUUUCAUCUGAUCAGGAUUUGUCAUAUGUGUCACAAGAAAGGUGUAUAUAUGAGAAACUGAUCUUUCCUGACUGGACAACAUGUCUCCACCUCCUGGCGGAUGUCUUGACCUUCAGCCAGUCAGUCAGUAAGGAGGAGCUUUGAAUGUUUUGGCUUCACUUUUGCACAGCCAUCAUGUGAUUCAUCUUUUUAUGCAGUUUAUUUUGUUUACACACUUUCUGAACCUAUUGGCUUUCGUCAGAUGAUAUUGAGUCAUGUAGCCUUAGGUAGCAAAAACACAUUUUUUGGGACUCUUGGCGUAGCAAGAGUUACCCAAAAACCAUGAAGGACAUCCGAGGCUAAGACUUCCUCUCUUUGUGCUGCGUAUUAUUUACAGUCUAGCUAGCAAUGUCAGAAAUGAGAAUAGAGUAAGAGUCGAGAAAUUACGUCUACAACUGGAUUGGUAGCUGCACUGGCGUAGAUACAUGCUUAUAUUGACAAACCCUAAAACACUAAUGAUAGUCAGUGGACUGUGGCUGAUGUGUUCUGCCUCUUUAGCUCUCAAUUCAGACUUUUUAGCCCAUGUAAACACUUCUGGUCAUUACUAACUGGAUUACAAAUAAAAACCACAAUACUUCAGACACUAGAUUCACUUUAUCACUGAUGUAAUCGUUCGCAAAAUCUGCACUGUAAGUAACAAGCUGCUCGUCAAUGCUUCUACUUCCAAGAUAAUGUGAACCCAAAUCCCCUGUUCUUUCACUUAGGUCAUUUUCAAACAUGAACUCUGGUCCCAGGUAAUGUCCGGACAAGCCCUUUCACACAUGCAGCUCAAAGCAAGAGAUUAUCCGUGUCUGACGCUCACUAAUCUUCUGGAUGUAUCCGGUUUGGUUUGGCUGAAAGGUGGAGUCUGAGAAGAGGAGGAGGAGGAGAAAGUUUAAUCUGUAAUGAUUACUUGUUGGUGUUUCGGGGCUAUCUACAACAUGAAGUUAAGAGGGGAAAGCAAUAUCAACAAUUCUACACUCACACACUCGGACAUUACACAGACUUUGUACAGAGGUGAUGGUUCAGAUUUGAGAUAAUUUGGACAUUUGUGUUCCUGAGUGCAGCACAUAAAGAGGCUCAACUGUUUUUGAUUGUUUCAUUAUUCACAAAUGUGCCUGUAAGUGAAGAGUUGAGUAUAAAUCUUGGAACCAAUCUUUAAAAAUAAAGAGAAUUGUGUGCAGAGUGUGAUCAUUGUAAAGCUUUUAGCGGUUUUGGUGUAACGUUGAUGUUUUCUAAUCUUACGUAGCUGUCAUUUGUUGAGAUCUGCUGUAUUAACAGCUCACUGAUUGUGUUUCUGUUAUUAUUUUACACUGUAAAAAUGUUGUAGGUCGUUUGAAAAGUGUGUGAGAAAUGCCUUCAGUGUCUGAGAUUUGAGAUUAUUAUAUAGGAUGAAAAUCAGCGACAAUGGGGUUAUUUUUUACCUACAGUCAACCUGUUGCUUUAAGUCAUGUGGAAAUAAAUAAAUCUGGAUUUUA